UCAACGCAAUAUCGCGAAACAUCGCGAGAACGAGAUUUCGUGAGGACACAGCAGACAUGGCGGACAGGCUAACGCAGCUUCAAGAUGCUGUCAACUCGCUGGCAGAUCAGUUUUGCAACGCCAUCGGGGUGCUGCAGCAGUGUGCGCCUCCCACCUCCUUCAACAACAUCCAGACGGCCAUCAACAAGGACCAGCCGGCAAACCCGACUGAAGAAUAUGCCCAGCUGUUUGCAGCGCUGAUAGCCAGAACGGCCAAAGACGUGGACGUGCUGAUCGACUCUCUGCCCAGUGAGGAGUCCACUGCAGCUCUGCAGGCGGCGAGCCUGCGGCACCUGGAGGAGGAGAACCACGAGGCGGCCGCUCGCCUGGAGGAGGUGGUUUACCGCGGCGACAUGCUGCUGGAGAAGAUCCAGAGCGCCCUGGCCGACAUCGCCCAGUCUCAGCUCCGCACCCGCAACGGAGCGCCCAGCCAGCCGUCGCCUGCCGAGUCCUGACGCCCAGCGGACACACACACACACACACACACACACACUCACACACACACACAGCUCUGGAUGCAGACAAAAGACUCUAACUCACUGCAGUGACCCUCUCUCACACACACACACAGUUCUGGAGACAAACAGAAGACUUUAACUCACUGCAGUGACCCUCUCAUUCACACACACACACACACACACACACACACACACACACACACACUCUCGCACAUGCCGAAUGUCUCUGCCUGCCCGAAAUGUAAGAAGUAAACCUUUCAGUGUGACGUUUGACAGCUGAUUUACUGUUUUUGGUCUCUGAAAAAAAAAAGUCUUUAUUGCCAAAAAAAAAAAAAAAAAAAAAGAAGAAGAGGUUAAAAUAGAAUAGAUGUUGGUUGUGUUUCUACCUGCACAUUUUCUUUAUUUAA
Myripristis murdjan (pinecone soldierfish) is the source of this 904-nucleotide messenger RNA. It is a transcript of the gene med21, whose product is annotated as mediator complex subunit 21. NCBI's taxonomy places the organism in Eukaryota, Metazoa, Chordata, Actinopteri, Holocentriformes, Holocentridae. Gene Ontology annotation, cellular component: mediator complex. Bases 57 to 494 code for a protein of 145 amino acids. The transcript is spliced from 4 exons. Gene Ontology annotation, molecular function: transcription coregulator activity. The record is from RefSeq and is a predicted model, not a curated record. Gene Ontology annotation, biological process: regulation of transcription by RNA polymerase II.